AUGGAUUACACUAAAUCCAUUCCAAAUGUCCCAGCAAUGCUGUCAAGGAAGAAGUCCAGCACCCUUUUCGUUGCGUGCGGUAUUCUUUUCAUGAUUAUGUUGCCACUUUUGCACAAGUCCUCUCCAAUUUACCAGUCUAAUCUCCCCUCGAAGGGUCCCGGCGCCAACCCAAGACACUAUGGAAAGUUCAAGAAAACCGAAGCAGAAAUUUCUAUAGGACCAAAGGUUAUGGAUGCCGACUACUAUCCCAUGGACCUGGCUUCAUACUUGAGUGAUAUCUCUUACAGCCAAUUUCACCACGAAAACUACACAGAUUUGACAUGCUCUGAUAUUAGACAUCACGGAAUUGUUCAUGUAACAGAGAAGAAAGAACUUCCCUUGAAUAUUGCGUCUAUUCGCGACCAGCUGAUAAAUUCGGGGUUCAACGACGUCGUCACUUCAGGUGACAACACAGGUUUGACUGACGAGGAGAUCGUCAAGAAGAAGUGGUUCAGAUUCGUUGGUGGUUCUGUUUGGUUGAAGGAGCAUAACGUGCACUUGCUUGUAUCGAGAGUCUUCUACUCAAGAGAAGGCUCCAUGAUCAGAGCUGCUGCCAACUUUAUGGCUGUGCAGAUCUAUGACAAGGACUGGAAGGAGCUAAUUGGUCAUCAACUUACUAUCAAGAACUAUGAGACAGGAGAGGAUCAGCCCAUGGUGUUCCCAACAUUCUUUGACUUCCCAUUUUUCUAUUCACUCACUUACCGGUAUUACGGUCCAGAGGAUCCAAGAAUCAUUCUCAGGGAAACCCAUGAUGGCAGAGAGGAGCCAAUCAUCAUCUUCAACAUGUACACACAGGCCUACAACAUCUUUAAGGUUGAAGAUUUCAAGUUGUUCCGUGCCAUUCACAUUCUGUAUCCAUUUGCUAACAACAAGCUAUUGCUGCUGCAAAUCGAAGGUACCGUUCCAGAGGAAAAAGAGAAGAACUGGGUUCCGUUUUUCGACAAAGAUUCCCGCUCCUGCCAGUGGAGUCGUGGUUUCAUCUACUUCAUCUACUCGUUCUCGCCACUCGAAAUUCUAGAGUGUUCGCUAGAUUACGGUAUUUGUCAAAGGUCGUUCACCGGCGACUCCUCGUUUGGAGACACAGGUGAUAUGAGAGGUGGUACCGAUCUUUUGCCAAUUCCAAAGGAGGUUCCACAGCCGGAGGGUACCCAAUCGUGGAUUGGGUUUGCCAGAUCUCACUUGGACGAUUGUGGUUGUGCUGACCGACAGUACAGGCCAAACCUGAUGAUUUUGAGUAAGCAAGGCGAUGAGUUCUACCUGCAACUGAUUUCGGGAUCGCUGGACUUCAACAUUGAUGUACUAUCAUGGGAGGGGCCAGGACACCCAUCAUGCUUUGGUAUCAGAAAUGUUUUGAUUCCAAACUCUUUAAGUUACUGGGAUGUCGUUUCCAGAGAUUCGGAAGGUAAAUACGAGGACUUCCUUGGACUCACGCUGUCGGAGGCUGACCAGAAUGUUAUUAUCGUUCAUAUUCGCGGUCUCUUGAACUAUAUUAUGGAUAUCCAGGUGGCACACAACUUAGCGGAGAUCGUUUCCUACACCCCAUCGGAGAUGCACUACAGAACGUUCAAGAGUGUUAGUUGUGCUGUUGACGAUGCGCUGAAGUACUGCAAGGCCUACGGUGAGACCCACUCCUGA
Molecule: messenger RNA, 1674 nt
Organism: Kuraishia capsulata CBS 1993
Lineage: Eukaryota; Fungi; Ascomycota; Pichiomycetes; Pichiales; Pichiaceae
Exons: 1
Coding region: 1-1674 (557 amino acids)
Molecular function (GO): mannosyltransferase activity
Source: RefSeq, a predicted model, not a curated record